UUUUUUGCUUGCGCUUUGAUGCUCUGAUUCAUCAUGAAGGAAGACGCCAGCUUUGUCCGGGCUCCUGCAUUAUGUCGAGCUGAUCGUAAGACGAUGGGCUUUGGUCAAAAGAGCAUGUUUUAGCCGGGAUCCUAUCAGCACGCCCCCAGCAGAAAUCCUCGUAUCUAAGAAGCCGUACAGAGGAGGAUAGCUCGGAAGUGGGGGCCGGUUGCUUUGGUGAUGCUUGCUCCAGAGCCGGGGAUGGGGAUGCGAAGGGAGCCAGUGAACUGAAAUAUGCGAGCGGGGCGCACUGAGAUCAUUGGAAGGCAGACGGCACCAGUCCAAGGGAUGAAUGGUUCGCUUCUUCCGCGACGCUGCUGUUGUUGCACUGGGAUCCUAAUCAAAACUGCAGGGAUACUCUAAACGGAUACCGCAAUCAAAAAAAGAAAAGAAAAAAAAAAAAAACUGGAGCACACAAUCUUGGGAUAAAGCGAAGAUACGGACUGUGGACUGCACUUGAAAGUGUGAGAGUUGUGGAUCUCUCUUCUCUCUCCCCCGCCCCUCCCCUUUUUUUUAAUUGGAAUCCAAACUAAUGCUUCUCAGUUCUGUUCCGUUUCUCAUUGUUGUUUGAAUGUCCUGUAGUCUGGACCAGUACCAGGGGAGGCUUAUGGCUACUGCCAAACGCGUGCUUUCCGGAGUUGUAUUACUUCGGUAACCCGCACACUUUCUUUGCCUGUUGCCUUCCAACUCCUCCUCAUCCUUUCUGGGGUUUAUAUGGCUUUGGAUAAUAAACGUGAUAAACACUUAUCUUUUACAGCUAUGGUUAUAGACGAUAACACAGUACGGAACGGCAGGGGCCUUUCCGAUCAGUGGGCAGACAGCGUGGUGGUCAGACCCAGGACCACAGAGCGUCACAUCACCGUGCACAAAACGCUGGUGCUUGGAUUCGCCAUCUCCAUCCUUACUCUCAUCAUCGUGACUAUCAUCGCCGUGCUUCUCAGCGUCAAAUUUGAAGAGUGCACCGGCGAGCCCAGUGGCCGGCCGGCCAGUGGAAACCACACUAAGUUCAACCAGACCAGGGAUUCCCAGGUCCAUCAUCGGGGCGAGGAGCAUGGCAUCCAACCCUGGAAACUGCUCAGGUUGCCUACCUCGCUGCGACCCAUCCAUUACAAUCUCCACCUGACUGUGUUUAUGGACAAUUUUACUUUUCACGGACAAGUCAGUAUUGAAUUCGAAUGCCUCAACUCCACCAGGUUUAUCGUCCUACACGCGGAUCGCCUGGAGCUGCAGAGAGCGAUGGUGUACACGGGCGAGAGGAGGAGAGGAGCACUGAAAGUGCACCGGCAGUUUAAGUACCCCGCCAACCAAGUACUGGUCAUCGCGCUCAAUGGCGAGAUGGAACCCCGGAGGAGCUAUAAAGUUAACUUAACUUUCCACGCUCGAAUCGAAUAUGAGCUACUGGGCUUCUUCCGCAGCACUUACCCGCAACUCGGGGACAAAAGGUACUUGGCUGUGACACAGUUUUCUCCAAUACACGCAAGGAAAGCGUUCCCCUGCUUUGAUGAGCCCAUCUAUAAAGCCACGUUCAAAAUCAGCAUCAAGCAUGAAAGCAGCUACCUGUCUCUAUCCAAUAUGCCGGUGGAGGGCUCAGAGCCGGAUGAGGAGGGUUGGGUCACUGACCAUUUUGUCAGGACUCCUAGGAUGUCCACAUACUACUUGGCUUGGGCAGUGUGCAACUUCACGUACAAGGAAACCCUGACCAAUCGGGGUGUCACAAUUCGUCUCUAUGCCAGACCUGACGCAAUCCAAAGAGGAUCUGGAGAUUAUGCUCUGCAUAUAACAAAGAGACUUCUGGAAUUUUAUGAGGACUAUUUUAAAGUGAAGUACUCCUUGCCCAAGCUUGAUCUCUUAGCUGUGCCUAAACACCCUUACUCAGCUAUGGAAAACUGGGGACUGAGUGUAUUUGUGGAGCAGAAAAUCCUAUUGGACCCUGGAGUUUCUUCAGUCUCCUACCUGAUGGACCUCACUAUGGUUGUGGUGCAUGAAAUUUGCCACCAGUGGUUUGGUGACCUUGUGACCCCAGUGUGGUGGGAAGAUGUCUGGUUAAAAGAAGGAUUCGCUCAUUUCUUUGAAUUUGUGGGCACAGAUUUUCUCUUCCCCAACUGGAACAUGGAGAAACAAAGGUUUCUGACUGAUGUUCUCCAUGAAGUGAUGCUGUUGGAUGGCCUUGCCAGCUCCCACCCUAUAUCCCAGGAGGUGCAUCAAGCGACAGACAUCGACAGAGUGUUUGACUGGAUUGCUUACAAAAAGGGUGCUGCAUUAAUCCGAAUGCUUGCAAAUGUUAUGGGACAACCAGUUUUUCAGAUGGGCUUAAAAGAUUACCUCAUAACUCACAUGUAUGGCAAUGCAGCAAGGGAUGAUUUGUGGAAUAAAUUCUCUGAGGCCAUGAGGAAGGAAGGAAAAGACAUCAAUGUGAAAGAGGUGAUGGAUCGCUGGACAUUACAGAUGGGCUUUCCUGUGGUUACAAUAAUCAAGAACGACAGCCUGGAUGACAGCGUAACAAUAAGCCAGGAGCACUUCAUCUUUGACGUUGACGCCAAGCCCAGAGAUUCCGAGCGCUCAAACAGCAGCUACCAGUGGCAUAUCCCAUUAACAAUUGCAGUUGGAAAUUCAAGUCAUAUUUCAACAGAGUUGACGAUUUGGGUUUCUAAUAGAUCAGAGUUACACCGGAUUAAUCAGAUGGAUGAAGAUAGUUGGUUACUUGGAAAUAUAAACCAAACUGGCUACUUCAGAGUAAAUUAUGAUCUCAGGAACUGGAGACUACUCAUUGAGCAACUGAUGUCCAAUCACGAGGUGAUCUCUGUUGGAAACCGUGCAGGUCUAAUCGAUGACGUUUUUAACCUUGCCAGAGCUGGAUACUUGCCCCAGAACAUUCCCCUAGAGCUUAUACGCUACCUUUCUCAGGAGAAGGAGUUUCUGCCUUGGCACGCUGCCAGCCGUGUGCUCUAUCAUCUUGAUAAAUUGCUGGACCGCACAGAGGAGUACAACCUCUUUAGUGACUACAUCCUGAAACAAGUGGCUUCUAUAUACCAUAUGCUUGGAUGGCCCACUGCAUUUUCAAAUGGCUCUGUUGUUCAAGUGGCUUAUCAGACUGAAGAACUCCGUCGAGAGGUGAUCAUGUUAGCUUGCAGUUUUGGACAUAAACACUGUCACCAGCAGGCAAUUAGUUUAAUUUCAGACUGGAUAUCAAGCAAUAAAAACCGAAUCCCCCCAAACGUCAGGGACAUUGUUUACUGCACUGGCGUUUCACUAAUGGAUGAGGAUGUCUGGGAGUUCAUAUGGAUGAAAUUCCACUCGUCGACAGCAAUUUCAGAGAAAAAAGUGCUCCUGGAGGCCCUGACCUGCAGUGAUAAUGCAUUCCUAUUGAACAGGCUUUUAAACCUGUCUUUGAGUUCAGACCUGCUUCCUAAUCAAGACGUCAUUGAUGUAAUUAUUCAUGUAGCUCGUAACCCACAUGGCAGACAUUUAGCCUGGAAGUACUUCAGAGACAAAUGGGACAUUUUGAAUUCCAGAUAUGGAGAAGCAUUAUUUAUCAAUUCCAAACUCAUCAACGGUGUUACAGAAUAUUUAACAACGGAAGCAGAGCUUAAUGAGCUAAAGCACUUCGUACGGAACAAUGGAGGUGGAACAAUUUCUUCCUUUCAACGAGCUUUGGAAAUCGUGGAAGCUAAUGUGAGGUGGCACAGCCUCUUUGAAGAACAGUUUUUUCAGUGGCUUAGGAAAUCCCUUACUAGCUAAUCCGUGACAAUUAUAAAUAUUUAUAGCAUGGCAUCUCUUUGAAACAUUUGUACUCUUAAAGAGAGAGAGAGAGAGAGGGGGUGGGGGGGGUUAGAGAAAAGAAGAAUUUGAUCUGAAUUGCAAAUUAUGCACCACUUGUUUUCCUGCAACAUGAAAAGGAAUCUGUCUGUGGGGAAAAAAAGAAGGGCGGUGCAUUAACACUGUCAACAUCAGUUUUACAUUUAGAACGUUAAAAGAAUGUUGUUUUAAAGUAUUGCAUGAUAUUAUUUCUCUUUGACUGAGACACUCUGAUGCCCAAUAUUUUUAUUUUCCCAUUUUUUUAAUGCAUGGUUGUUUAUCACUUUUCUGCUGUUCCAGCAUGCUGACUUUCCUAUUUACCCAGUUGUUGCCAUUCAACUCCACUUAGAUACCAAAACUAAAGAAAAAAAAAAUGAAGAAAAACAUAGGACAAUUUUAUGCAAAUGUUAAAAAGCACAAAGACCGUAAAGACAAUCACACGUAUGUUUCAGAGAAACAUUCAUUGUGCUCACAUUUUCCAUUUUUUCCCCAAGGUUGUUUGGCAGGCUGAACUAAAAAUAAGAAUAUAACUUUCUCUCUCAGAAAUCAGUACAGUAUUUACAAAAUAUUGGUCGGUGCCCUAAAAGGCGGACUUGAAAACAUUUUGCCAAAAGAAAAAUGAUUAAUAUAUCUCAAAUUAAAAAGUGCUUUUUUGGUCAUUUUUAAUGGUAAGUACUUAUUAGAUGGAAAUUGUGCCUGACCUCUGGUGAGGACCAAGUGUAUCUUUUCUAAGUCAAUCCUGAUUUUUUGCCUUCUUCCUGUUUAUCCCAGAGCAGACACUGCAGAGAGCCAGCUUUUGAAAAGUUGAAAUGCUGAAUAUAUCACCUCAGGGGCAGUGUGCCUUAACAAAGCAAAUGUUAACUUUUGAUUUAAUCAGCUGUAACAAUAAAAUGGACUCCUGUAAAACAAAUGGAUGAUGGAUGAGUAAUUGAUUGACUUUAAUGGAGGUGAUUGUGCAUUUCAUCAGUUAUUCUUGAAAAAUAUGCAAAUGCAUUCCAAUCCAUAAUACUAGUUGGACCACUCCGACCUUCCACUUAAUCCAGACAAGGGCUCCAGAGUUUCUAACAACUGAAAAUACCAAACCCAACUCACUCAUUUUGAACAGUUAGAGAGGAUAAUCAGAUGCUUUCUCAACAGAAAUGUUUUUCACGUCUUGUUCUCCUUUAUUCUAGUCUCUCUUAUUUGUUGCCAGUGAACCAUUGUCCAGUGUCCCCAACUUUCAGAUUAUAUUCUUUUGUCAGGAAAUGACCAUUUAUAUUGUUCCACGACUAGUUCAUAUACAACAGUUAUGCAUAUUGCCUUCAACUUUCACUGUCAGUUAUGAGUUACCCACCCAUAAAUUCUUUACAGGACCUAUUGUUUUGGGUACUCUCUUUGUCACCAAGAAGUGUGGAAGUCUUUGUUGGCUUUUUGGUAGCUGUCAGACCUCCAAACCUUAGAAGGUGAUGCCAUAUAUGUUAAAAUAGACACAUACCAUACAUUCCUCUGCAUUUUAUUGUUUCUUUGGCCAACAGUAUAAAAGCUAUUGUAGGAUUCUGGCUCUGAAAUAUGGAAUUACAAGGGACUUUCAAAAACUUUCCACACUUUCUUAAGGCGGGAGGAGUAGUAAUUGGACAUUAAAAAGUUAGGACGAUGCUGGGAAAAUUGCAUCGCAAAGGUAGGUG
Molecule: messenger RNA, 5498 nt
Organism: Polypterus senegalus (gray bichir)
Lineage: Eukaryota; Metazoa; Chordata; Cladistia; Polypteriformes; Polypteridae
Product: thyrotropin-releasing hormone-degrading ectoenzyme-like
Exons: 19
Coding region: 754-3777 (1007 amino acids)
Biological process (GO): peptide catabolic process; proteolysis
Cellular component (GO): cytoplasm
Molecular function (GO): peptide binding; zinc ion binding; metalloaminopeptidase activity
Source: RefSeq, a predicted model, not a curated record